This is a messenger RNA of Cydia pomonella (codling moth), 2452 nucleotides long. Its product is annotated as G-protein coupled receptor Mth2-like. Gene Ontology annotation, cellular component: membrane. Gene Ontology annotation, biological process: cell surface receptor signaling pathway; G protein-coupled receptor signaling pathway. NCBI's taxonomy places the organism in Eukaryota, Metazoa, Arthropoda, Insecta, Lepidoptera, Tortricidae. The record is from RefSeq and is a predicted model, not a curated record. The transcript is spliced from 9 exons. The coding region runs from base 172 to 1401 and encodes 409 amino acids. Gene Ontology annotation, molecular function: G protein-coupled receptor activity.
GGGCGUCGUCGUGUUUACUCCGUCGGCAGCGCCCGCGCGGCACGCAUCAGUUUCUUUCCUAAGUCCCUUAUAUUUUAAUUAACCUUUUAUUUAUUCAUUAGUCGUAUUUAAUGUUCAUGUGACAUUAGUGGGUGUUAGAUUUUUGUUGGAGUUUAUACUAUUAAAAUUAUAAUGAAGGAGCUGAUUCUCCUGUUAGUGGUGUUCUGCCACGGCGUGGUGAGCGUGAACUAUUGCUGCCCAGACCAUGAGAUCCUGCGGCCAGGAGGAUACUGCGGAGAGAGCAAGCACCGUGUCCAUCUCAACUGCACACUUGGCCACAUGCUGCUUAAAGAAGUGAUCGUCGAUGGCACUAAACUUUACACAAAGGAUGCGCCGAAUUUCGUCAUUGUUGAGGAUCCCGCUGAAUAUUGCACCGGCCAGAUGUAUCUAAACGCGUCUCAGCCAGGAUUGGGCACGAUCGCAGCCGCCAUCGCCUGUUUCCAGGAGUUCCACAAAGACUCCAGGCCGAUUGAGGUUACGGGCUUCCUCACACUGGUAUCAGUGUUGUUCCUGCUCGCCACUUUAGCCGUAUACAUGUACCUACCAGAAAUGAGAGACCUACAAGGCCAAUGCUAUAUGUGCAUGUGCAUUAGUAUGGCGAUUGGAUUCCUAUCUUUAGGCAUCUUGCAACUGAGCCCUGGACACUACACAACCGAAGUCUGUGCAGUUACCGGGUUUCUCGUGUAUUUUUGGAUGAUAGCUACAUUCUUUUGGAUGAACGUUAUAUGUAUCAACGUGUACCGCAAUGUGAUAGACUCCAGUUACUUGAAGAAAACUGAAAGGAAACAGUUCGGCAUCUACAGCAUUUACGCAUGGGGCUGUAGCAUCAUAUUCUUAUUCGUGGCCCUCAUAACCAACUUUGUGGAAGGCGAUCAUCUGAAGCCAGGCAUCGGGACGUCAACUUGCUGGUUCCAAGGUCGAACCGAGACUUGGACUUUCUUCUACGGGCCCAUCGCCGUGCUCAUCUCUGCCAACGUGGCGCUCUUUAUACUGUCUUCGAUCCAUUUAUGGCGCGACACCAGACAGUACGAAGUCAACAAGCUGAAUAUCCUCAAAUACAGGUUCCUGCUUUCACUAAAACUGUUUCUCGUCAUGGGAGUUUCGUGGGUAUUUGAAAUUGCCAGUUUCGCUCACGGAGAAAGUCUUAUCAUAUGGGAAAUUAUGGACGUAUUCAACUGCCUACAAGGAGUGGUGAUAUUCCUCAUACUGGUGGUAUUGAGGAGGCGGGCGGUGCAAGGACUGGUAAAGGAGAACUGCUGCCUAGCGGUUCUGAGACCGUUGUCUGACCGCCUGAGCCCUCACGAUGAUCCGGACGAUCAGCAGAUACUCUCUGAUGAUCAUAUGGAAGUUAGGCUCAACUGAAUACUCUAUAAAACUCCACCAAAUUUAAAACAGACAGAUUUAGAUGCCACUUCGUCGUUGCCUUUCCUCAAAAAACAUGGGCAAAAUUAAUGACGUAAAACCUGCCUAACUAUAGUCCAGUGGUACAACUUUAGGCCAAGAAUUUAAUUUAAUUUGGCCGCAAAAUAAGAUAUUUAAAAAAUAAUUACAUCUAAAUAAUGUAGUUAGUUUUGGACCAUGUUUAAGAUUUUUUUCCAAAUUUGAGUGGUUUUACGGUAUUCCUGGGCUAUAACCGCGACAAUCGAAGUUCGCAAAUUGCGGGCCUCUUUCUCUGUUACUCUAAUUACGCCUUCAUUGGAGUAAAAGAGAAAGAUCCCCGUAAUUUGCAGAUUUCGGUUUUCGUGGUAGGCCCCCUGGUCAUAGAUAAGCCAAGACACAGUAAGUCACAAAAAAAAAUUUGGGUCUCGUGUUCUUAACCAUCGAGAACAAAAGAGAUCCUUUCUGUGUCUUUAUAAUUAUUAAUAGAUACUUAGUUUACAUUAGAAUGCUAUCCAAAUAUUACACUUAAGUAAUUUUAAAGUCUAAUCGUACUUCUAAUCAAAGACGAUAUACAGACUGGUUAAAUAAGAUGUUAUUUCCGGAACGCUAAAAGCUGUUCGGAAGUUAUCAUAAUAAUGUUAUAAUUUUAAUUUAUAAGUAAUAUAAAGUAUCAAUUAUUUUGAUAUAUUUAAUAUUGCUUAGUUUUAUAUUUUUAUCUAUUUCAUUUUCUUUAAACAAGUUUUAAGGAAAAGUUUUCAUUUGGUGCUAAUGUUUUACUAUAAAUAUAAUUUUGUUUUAAUUCUUAUUUUACGCCUAACAAUCUAUUGAAUUAUCUCAUAUAAUGCUCUCAACUCGUGCCAUGAAAAAUUAUGUAUGUUCUUGUUUUUAAAUAAUUUAGAUACUUUCUCUUAUUUUUACUUCUCACAUGCUGUAAAUAUUAGGAUAUUUUGAAUAUGAAUAUUAGUUUCAAUUGGUUCCUAUGAAGUGUUAUGAAUGCAUGGUUUGUGUACAAGAAUAAAAUUAAUUACAUAAA